GUGGGCGGGCUCAGGAUGCUGAGGCGGCCUCUCAUUGGCUGCUCCUUGUGGCGAGGCGUGGGACGGGAGCGCGCGGCCAGCUGUGAGGGGAGCAGAGGAAACAGCCAGGAGGGUACUAAAGGGACAAAGAACCGCUGCCUCACGUCUCAUCCUCUCCAGCAGGUUGGAAACCUCCAGACGUCUGCGUCUUGGACAGGGUGUGCAGCCUGUUCUUCGUCUGUCAAAAUCAGUGUCUUUCCUCCCUCGUCCUGCAUCAUGCUGCGCCCAGGUGCCAUCCAUGGUUUCCUGUUCACCUUGCUGUGCUUGUGGGUGCUGUGCAACGCCCAGUCAGACUCUGGCACUCCUGUAAUCCAGCUACGUCUAGCUGGAGAGAAGAGGAAACACUACGAGGGCCGAGUGGAAGUUUUCCACAAUGGACAGUGGGGGACGGUGUGCGAUGAUGACUUCUCCAUCUACGCCGCCCAAGUGGUGUGCAGAGAGCUUGGCUUUGUGGGUGCCGAGUCCUGGUUGCCGUCAGCCAAGUACGGAAGAGGAGAAGGUCAAAUCUGGCUGGACAACGUGCACUGCACUGGUGGAGAGAAGAGCCUGGCUCAGUGUCAGUCCAAUGGCUUCGGAGUGUCUGACUGCAAACAUUCAGAGGACGUCGGAGUUGUGUGCAACCAGAAGCGCAUUCCAGGCUUCAAGUUUAACCGGAACCAAACCGACAGUGAUGAGGGUGUGACGGUGCAGGUGGAGGACGUGAGGAUCAGGGCCACUUACUCUCACAGGAAAAGGAUUCCCAUCACUGACGGCUUUUUGGAGGUGAAAGAAGGAGGCAAGUGGAAACAGAUCUGUAACGAAGGGUGGACGGCGAUGAACAGCAGGGUCAUCUGUGGCAUGUACGGCUUCCCUGGAGAGAAACGCGUGAACACACGGCCCUACAAACUGCUGGCCAAGCGCCGUAAGAAGAACUACUGGGGUUUCUCUGUCAAUUGCACCGGCAACGAGCCUGACCUGGCCAAUUGUAAGCUGGGCCGAGAGAUAGAGCUGAAGGGCAACCGCACCUGUGAGCAGGGCAUGCCCGUGGUGGUCAGCUGUGUUCCUGGACGUACCUUUGCUCCCAGCGUCAGCCCCGGCUUCAGCAAGGCCUACAGGGUGGAGCAACCCUUGGUGCGUCUAAGAGGCGGAGCUAUGAUUGGCGAGGGGCGAGUGGAAGUGUUGAAGAACGGGGAGUGGGGGACGGUGUGUGAUGACAACUGGAACAUUCGAGCUGCCACCGUGGUGUGCAGAGAGCUGGGCUUCGGUAGUGCCAAAGAGGCCUUGACAGGCGCCCGACUGGGACAAGGGAUUGGACCGGUCCACAUGAACGAGGUGGAGUGCUCUGGAUUUGAAAAGUCACUGACCGAGUGCCACUUCAACCGUGACGCUCUGGGCUGCAGCCAUGAGGAAGACGUAGCUGUCAGGUGUAACGUUCCCGCCAUGGGCUUCCACAAUAGACUUCGCCUGAGUGGCGGCCGAAAUCCCUACGAGGGCCGCGUGGAGGUGCUGGCGGAGAGGAACGGCUCUCUGGUGUGGGGUACAGUGUGCAGUGACAGCUGGGGCACCAUGGAGGCCAUGGUGGUGUGCAGACAACUUGGCUUGGGCUUUGCCAGCCACGCUUUCCAGGAAACAUCCUAUUGGCAAGGAGACGCCUCGGCUGAUGCAGUCGUGAUGAGUGGAGUGAGAUGUUCAGGAACCGAGCUAACUCUGGAUCAGUGUCUACAUCACGGGAAACACAUCCACUGCCCCAGAGGAGGUGGACGCUUCGCCUCUGGGGUCUCUUGUACUCAGACGGCCCCAGACCUGGUCCUCAAUGCCCAGGCUGUGGAGCAGACCACCUACCUUGAGGACAGACCCAUGUAUAUUCUGCAGUGUGCGCACGAGGAGCACUGUCUGUCCAGUAGUGCUGACAAAGCCGACCCCAGCUCCUACCGCCGCCUCCUCCGUUUCUCCUCCCAGAUCCACAACAACGGCCAGUCAGACUUCAGGCCGCGGGCGGCGCACCACUCCUGGAUCUGGCAUGAGUGUCACAGACAUUACCACAGUAUGGAGGUUUUUACCCACUAUGACUUGCUGAGUCUGAAUGGCACUAAAGUGGCAGAGGGACACAAAGCCAGCUUCUGUCUGGAGGACACUCAUUGUGACGAGGGUAUCCAGAAGAGGUAUGAAUGUGCAAACUUCGGGGCACAGGGCAUCACGGUUGGCUGCUCCGAUACCUACAGGCACGACAUUGACUGUCAGUGGAUCGACAUCACAGACCUGAAGCCCGGCGACUACAUUCUCCAGAUUGUGAUAAACCCCAACUACGAGGUGGCAGAAUCAGAUUACACCAACAACAUCAUGAAGUGCCGCUCUCGGUACGAUGGACAACGGAUAUGGACAUACAACUGUCAUAUAGGUGGCUCACUGAGUUCAGAAACAGAGGAAACCUUCCCCGGACUGCUGACCAACCAGCUUUCACACAGGUAGACCAAAGCUGGACGGCACAAACGGAUGGAGAACACUUGGGAAAGUAUAUAUUAACAUUCGACAACCACUAGAGGGAGCUGCACUGCUGUGUUUCCUUGAAGCAGUGCUGGAUUGUUGUUGGGACUCAACCGGUACAAUGGACAGUAAUUCAAUGGGAAAGUGAAUUGCUUGCUUACUUAAUCUAAUAACCACAUUCAGCUGUAUAAAAUUGUUCUUAUUGCUUAGUGUCUUUGUGCCUUCAUCAGUGAGAUGAAGGUUUUGACCUGGUGCUUUUUUUGGGAGAGAUGUCAGGGAGGGCUGCAGCCAAAUAACUUAUUAAAUCAACAGAGCCUACAGAUGACUUCCUAACCAAAGUUGAGAAAGCCUCAAACCAAAAAAACAUUGGAUCCAAUCUUGACCCUGAUGUUGAGUUUGCUUGGGAUGGGUGAAAAUAAUUGACUGCUAAAUCUGGUGCUAUAACUGAAACUUGCACUAUGUGUUUUUCCCCAUAAACAGUUUAACGACGUUGGAUGGUUAAAGGCUUUAACUAAAAGCUGAAAACAAGUACAAUGCAUUAUUAUAAUUAUUGUAAGGUGACACGCCACAGUCUAUGGUAACAGCACAACAGACUUUUUGUUUUGUUUAAUAAAUCUGGGUUUAUUUUUACAGUGUCUGUCAGGUCCCCUCCAGUGCUGAUUUAGUGCAGGAUUUAUUUCCUGGUAAAAUUUUCAGUCAUAAAAUCUAAGAAUUAAGCUGAGUGGGAAAGGGCUUUUUUCCUCCUAAAAUAUCCUGUUCCAUAUACUUGAACUCACAAUGUGUUAUUUAUUGAUUGUUUUUCCUCUUGGUUGCUAUGUUUGACACACAUUUGCAUCUAAAUGAUCUGUGUAUCCCCUCAGCUUCUUUCUCUGUGUCUGAGUUUUGUUACAUCAUUACUAUCAGGGACUACGAAAACAUUGUGGAUAUACUGUAAAAGCCACAAAUGUAUGUGAAAAUGCCUCCUCGUUGUUUUGUAAAUUAGAUUUUUUUAAUGUCACAAAUUUAAGGAUCCUUCUUUUUAAAGGGGUACUUGUUGCUUGCUGCUUGACUGUUUUUAUUUGGUAUGCAUGAGUGAUUGUGGAAAAACAUUACAUCUUUGAAAUAAAAAAAUGGUCAAAGCA
This is a messenger RNA of Scatophagus argus, 3623 nucleotides long. Its product is annotated as lysyl oxidase homolog 2A-like. Bases 16 to 2487 code for a protein of 823 amino acids. Gene Ontology annotation, cellular component: membrane. Gene Ontology annotation, biological process: peptidyl-lysine oxidation; sprouting angiogenesis. NCBI's taxonomy places the organism in Eukaryota, Metazoa, Chordata, Actinopteri, Scatophagidae. The record is from RefSeq and is a predicted model, not a curated record. The transcript is spliced from 14 exons. Gene Ontology annotation, molecular function: protein-lysine 6-oxidase activity; copper ion binding.